UGGUCGCUGCGGUGGGGGUCGGACGCGUGUGUUUCGCUCCGGCAUCUAAGUGUAGAGGAGCCCUUACUACCCGGCUGGCGUGGCUCCCUGUGGCUCAGCGCGGCUCACCCUGCACGCCCGCCAGGCACAUGAAGGCCCGCACAGUAUGAUCCCGGAUGAGUGCGCGGCCGCAGCCAUGGACGCCGCCAGGGACGUGGACGUGGGCCUGGACGACGCGGGGAAGUCCAAGAAGACCCCCGACGACCAGGACAUCAACGACAACCACACCAAACCGACGCCACCCAGGGACGAGACGGACGACCCCGACGAUGCCGCCACCGACACGACCUCCAUGACCAACGGAGAGGCGGCCACCGGGGAGGAAAGUGAGGACAAACUGGAAAAUAGUGAGGAAAGUGACGUGAAGGAGGGGGAAGACGGGGCGGCUCAGGGGGACGCGCGUGAGAGCAAAGAAAACGAGGAGCGGGAUGAGGACGAGGAGGAGGAGGAGGAGGAGGAGGAGGACGGGGUGGUGGAAAGGGUGACUCAAGUGGAAGUGAUGAGUGAGGAGGAAAAGGACUCGAGUGAGGACGAUGAGGAUAAGUUAGUCAUCAGCGAGGGAGUGGAAAAGGCGCCUGAGGACUCAAACGAUGACAGCUUGAAAGGGGAUCCCCCAGCACCCCCUACCAUCACCCCCGCCCCCAGCCACCCCCCAGCGUCCCCCCGGCGGAGUGAGAAGCGGCCAGCGGAGGGUGAGGUGGGGGAGGGAGGUGAGGGGGGCCCGGACACCCCCUCCAAGCGGCCCCGCCCCCUGGAGGAGAUGGUGUGCCUGGAGGGGCUGACAUCGCUGCCCCAGGUGGAGGGGUCUCUCGCCCAGGUGAAGAGGGACUUGGAGGCGAUGGAGUUCCUGAUUAAGCAGAAGGAGGAGGAGUGGAAUACGCUACUUCGCCUUCAGAAGCGCAAGGAGGAGCUGUUCGUACGCCUUGCCAGAAGACGACAGACCCUUCUCAUGCGGCAGGGGGGUGAGGCAGGGGAGGAGGAGGCAGGGGCGGUGGGGGCUGAGGGGGAGGAGGAGGGCCGAAGCAACCUUCUCUUCCUGCCUCAAGGGGGGUACUCAUCCCUGGGCGGCCCUCAGCUUCCCCUUAUGAUGAUGUCGCAGCUUCUGAGUUCCUCGGUGUCUGCGCAGGCCCUCCAGCAAAUGGUUGGUCCGGCCGUCAUCCGUACGAGAGAGGGGAGCCCCGACAACACCUCAUCCGCCAACAACAACAACAUCAACAACAACAACAUCAGCAUCAUCGAUAUCCACACCAGCACCAACAAGCCUCAGGACAGGUCAAAGGUCACACUGACACAGGAGGCGCAGAACAAGCUGACCCGACAGUUGACCUCCGCUGGCUACACGUCCAUGAAACCAAUACUCCCCAAGCCGUCCGGAGUCGGGGUUGGGGGCCUUGGAGGUGGUGUCGGGGCGCUCGGGGCCAUGGCGGGGCUCCCCACCUCGCUGUCCUUCUCUGCGACGGGGCACGGACCUCAGGGGCCGACCGUGAAUGUCCAGCACCUUAUUGCCGCCCACCGCAAAGAAAACCCCAACACUCCGCCCAUCAGUUCCAAACACACCACCCCCAGGAGAGCCACACGCGGGGCAUGGCGGAACCGGUACGAUGGGGACAAGCGCCCGCCCCAUGCCCACUCGAGAGACCAGGAUCGCCCCCCCAGCGUGUCCAGCUCCAGCAGCGAGGCGGAGAGUCGCCCCACAGUGCCCCCUGGAGCCCCCGCCCAGGGACUUCCGGUGUCGGCAGCCUCCAAGGGGUCCCUAGCGCUGAGUGACCCAUCGGUAUCCUACAAAGAUGUCCUGUUACGCUUUGCCGAGCUGACGCAGAUUGAGAAGCAGCCGGGAUCUCCGCAGAUCUCCAUCUUCCCCGUGGCCAGCAGUGAGGGCGGGGGGGGCAAGAGGGGGGACCUGGGGGGGAGGGAGACGGCACCCCCCACCAUCCGCGCCCAGACCCCCCCUACCCACCACCCCUCCGCUGCCCCCCCCAAGGCAGGCAUGGAGGGGGCGCCGUCUGCCCUGGCCAAGCUGUUGUUGGAGUCCCGAGCGAGUGUGUCCGGGAGUGGGCUGGUGAAGGGGGGCGGGGGUGGCGGUGGAGGGGGUGUGGGGGGUGAGCCGUCCCCUAACUCCCACUACCUCACCCUUUCGGCCCUCCUCUCAGGCGGCUCAACCACCACCAUCAAGGAUAAGCUGUCGAUGGCGCAGUCCGAGGCGCGGGGCAAGAAGUCUGGCAGCAGCGGGGGCAGCCAGGCGGGGGAGGAGGGCGCUGGCAACCCGAAAUGCCAAGGAUGCCACAAACAGCGGGCGCAGUUUGUGUGUGCUGGCUGUGGCAACCAGUGGUACUGCUCCAGGGAGUGCCAGGUCUCAGCCUGGGAGGAACACUCGGAACACUGCAAUAACUAGGUGUUGCGUCCCUCUGAUGUGUGUUCCGACGGCAAGGCUACCAGACGAUCGCUCCCUUCCUCUGCGGCAGCCCAUAGGUACACACACACUCACACACACACACACACACACACACACACACACACACACACCCUCAUCCUACUUACCCAAUCACUUACAAAACAAACAAACAAACAAAUUAAAAAAUAAUGUCAAUAAGAAUAAUGGUAAUAAUAGUUGUAGAAGUAAUAGUAGAAAUAGUUUUAAUACAGAGAGAGAGAGAGAGAGAGAGAGAGAGCAAGGAGCCACGUUUUGUAUGUUUGUAAGUACGUGUGAGGUUUGGUAAAGUCCCCCCUCCCCCCCCCCCCACAUUUUUAAGGAGGUAAAUACUAAUAGAAAAUGGAAACUAC
Molecule: messenger RNA, 2820 nt
Organism: Eriocheir sinensis (Chinese mitten crab)
Lineage: Eukaryota; Metazoa; Arthropoda; Malacostraca; Decapoda; Varunidae
Product: tau-tubulin kinase 1-like
Exons: 11
Coding region: 146-2431 (761 amino acids)
Source: RefSeq, a predicted model, not a curated record